AUGAGCCGACAGACCGGGGAUGAGGACGCCCGAAGCACGUGCCGACAAUGCCCAAGGUUCGUGCCGGCCUGCAGCAAUUUCUCCAUCCAGUACAACUACUCGUCUGCAAGUAUCGCUGCGGCCAUCAUGCUGUCACACAACGACAUCAUCGGAGAUGGAGUCCGCCCAGACUUUCCGCAGCCGUCCUGGGCUUGCAGCCUCUCCAGGUAUGACGCGAGGUUCUGCAGCUCGGCGACCUUUGCCAUGGCGUCUGCUUUCGACGAGGCCGUUUGCGGCUUGGCUUCGCUGGGCGUCAAGAGCUGCAUUAUCAAUGGCAAUGAUAGCCUGGGCCAGCCCCGUUUCGACCUGUUCCACUUCGAGUGGUCAAUCUGCUCUUGGAAGGUGCGGUGUGUGCUUGCCGAGAAACGUGUUCCUUGGACAUCGUGGCAGUUGACGGCACCACUUCACAACAACUACCAUCCUGCCUAUGUCCAGCUGCGCUCUUUGGGAAAUCCGGGGGGGCAUCUCGUUGGCGAGGUUUUCAGCGGGGCCACAGCUGCUUCGAGCCAAGGAUUUGACCCCUUAGCCGUGCCGACUUUGCUUGACCGACAGAAGAAGAAAGUUGUGGUGGACUCGAAGGUGAUUUGUGAAUAUCUCGAGCGUGAACUUCCGGAGCCAAGAUUGAUGCCUAAGGAGUAUGACGAGGUCAUUGCCAAGCAUCUUUCGCUGGUCGACGAGACACCCCACAUGGGCAUGUUUUAUGGCCUGCAUCUCGCAGAGACUCCCCCGGAUCCUGUCGUCAAAAAGUUCGCGGAGCUCACAAAAGGUGCCCAAAAAGGACAGCUGGAGACCAUCGACAAAUACCUCGCGGAUCCAUCCCUGCCUGUUCACCUUCGCCCUCUUUACGAAGCAAAGCGCAAGAAGACCAGCAUGGCUCAGCUGAAAGUUGGCGUGAACUGUACACAGGAGGCCCUUCAUGAAAUGCACGUCACAGUGAAAGGUUUCCUGGCACAGUUAGAAAGCGAUCUGAAACAGUCGGGCGGUCCGUAUAUUUGUGGAAACAUGUUCACCAUGGCGGACCUCGUUUGGUUUACGUCCCUUUUGCGCUUACUGGAGCUGGGUUACGAAGAUUGGUUUUCAAGCCGGGCGCUUCCCUGUGUGCACACGUACGCGGCACGCAUUCUUCGGCGCACCGAACUAGCUCGUGCGACCUACUUGUGGCCCUACAAGCCAGUAAGCGCCAAUGUUCGCAAGCUGAUGUCGGAGACUGCGCCGGUACAGGUUGCACAUGGCCUGCUUGGCGCAGUGUUCAUCGGCUCCGUGGCUGGCAUGCUGACGAUGGGGUAUUUGGGCGAUGUGUUGGGUGUCCGGCCUGCGCUGAUUGUCACCAACGCACUGGCGGCUUUCGGGGCAUUGGCAUCCUCUCUGUUCUCCUGGGGUACACCGGAGACCAUCUGGACGAUGAUUGCAGUGAGCCGCCUCAUAAUGGGCAUCGGCGUUGGUGGUAACUACCCGCUCAGCGCUGCCAAGGCAGGCCAGCCAGGAAAAGGCGCCAGGGAGGUGAGCGCCGUCGACGCGGCCAACAGUGCGGCGAAGGCCUUCUUUUGGCAAGGGCCCGGACAGCUGGCUCCAUAUCUGCUGGCGCUGCCCUUGCUUAGCUUGCCUCCCAGCCAGGGCAUCACCUCUGUGCAGUUCCGGAUUCUGCUUGGCAUCGGGGCUUUGCCUGCAGCCGUGGUGUUGCUGUGUUCUGCCUACGAGGAGGACCUUGACUCUGGAGCUCGGGCAUCAGGCCGAGGCAACCUGGGAGAUGCGCGCAAUUGGCAGCUCCUGAAAGGAACGGCAGGCUGCUGGUUCCUCUUUGACAUCGCUUUCUAUGGCACGGUCAUUUUCUCCCCAGCCAUCCUUCUGAAGGUUUUCGGCAAGACGGAGUCGUUGACGUCCCUGGCCGUGCAUGCUGCUGCCACGAUUUUGGUGACAAUCCUGGGCAAUGGCGCAAGCUUAGCAGCCUUACGUUGGAUUGGGGCCAAAACGCUGAACACCGCCGGCUUCGUUGCCAGCUGCCUGGCUUUCUGUGCAUUCGCUCUGGCGUAUGCAUCAUUCCAUGACAAGCACUGGCUGCAGUUCGUGCUGCUGUGCAUUGUCAACUUCACGCUCUCCAUGAACAACAUCUCCACGUUCAUGCUCCCGGUGUUGGCUUUCCCUCGCAGCGUGCGGUCCACCUUCCAUGGCAUUUCGGCUGCAGCCGCCAAGCUUGGUGCCAUGGUGGGGACCGUCCUCUUUCCUGCGCUCGAAGGUCGCGGCAUCCCUUUCGUGAUGUUUACCCAGGCUUUCGUGUGUGGCAUGGGGGCCUGCUGCAGUCAUUGGUUCUUGGAAGUGGUGGAAGAAGACGUUGAUUGGGAGGAGCAGGUAGAGUUGCAGCUGGUUGAAGCUAUUGGCUUGCCAGAGUCGGCGCAGGAUGCUGCAGCCCGUGAAAUGCAGGUGAGAGGCGGAUGA
Molecule: messenger RNA, 2472 nt
Organism: Symbiodinium necroappetens
Lineage: Eukaryota; Dinophyceae; Suessiales; Symbiodiniaceae
Source: the annotation of a GenBank genome assembly